GUCCACCAAAAGAGAACUCAUCCCAAAGCCACUUAAGCAUAACACAAUCUUUCUCUCUCAUCCCUGUCUAUGAGACUCCACAUUCCCUUUCCUAUUGCCUGCCUAUAUAUCUCCCAUCACAAACAUCUGCCAACUCCCUUCCGAGUGUUCCUCCUUGGGCUCUAUUACCUUUCCACUCUCUGCAUCCAUCCAUCAUCACUUGAGGUUUCUGCCAUGGCAUCGGCAGCGGAACCUUCAGAACCUCUCAAUUACAAGACUUGGGUGUUGAAGGUUUCCAUCCACUGUGAAGGAUGCAAGAGGAAGGUGAAGAGAAUCCUUAAAAGCAUUCCAGGUGUUUAUGAUGUGGAGGUCGAUGCGCGGCAGCACAAGGUGACAGUCAAGACCGUGGUGGACGCCGAAACGCUCAUCAAGAGGCUGGGGAAGUCCGGGAAGCACGCUGCGCUGUGGCCGGAGAAGAAGCCCGGAAAUCAGAGCCCCGGCAAUGGCGAAACUACCAAGAAGAAAGAGGACAAAGAAUCUUCUGUAUCCAAAGAGCCAGCAGAGAGCUCUGAGAAGAAGUCGAUCCCAUCUGAGAGUAGCUCUGCUUCUACUGCCGCCCCUGCCGAAGCUGAAGCGAAACCCAAACCCCCGACAGAGCCCGCAAAACCCGAUUCCAAAACCGAGGAGAGCAACGUAAACGAGCCCCAAACGACCGAUGCAACGAAGGUCGACACCUCUGCCCAGACGCCCGAGAAGCCGGCCGCCACGGUAGACGAGAAGGCUUCCGCCGCCGCCGGCGAAAUUAGCAGCGAUAAAGGCGUCGGCAAGAAGAAAGGCCACAAGGCACAAAAAGAGAACUCCGAGGACGCAGGGAAGGAUCCGGAUGCCGGCAGCAUCAACUCAUCACCACCGCGACACGCGUACUCGCACCCGGCGUACCCGCCGCCGCCGGCGUACGUCAUGAGCUACAACAUGGCACAACCGAGCGCUAGCCAAGCCUACUAUGCCUCGCCCGCGCCGCCGGCCUCGCACGGCUACGCCUACAUGCCGUUCCCUCCGCCGCCGGAGUUCUACUACGGCUCCAUGGACCCGAGCUUGCCGGCACCGGUGCAGCCUGCGCCGCACGACGACAUGUUCAUCGACGAGAACCCCAACGCGUGCAACAUCAUGUGAAGUGUUCAUGGUAUCCUCUCCUUAAUCUCUCUGUAUAUGUAUGAGACUGCUUAAAUGUAAGAACUUAUACUGCAAGUAUAAGUGAAAGGCCGUGUGAUGAUGUUGCUAAUGCCUCCUCUUCAGCAGAUUUCCAAGUGUUCAUCUUCUUCUGUUCUUCACAUACUGUGAUUGCUUGGUGGAAAUCCAAGCGGAAAGGUGAUGUCAUGUGAGGGUUGCAUGAAUUAUAGAUGACAAGAAAGGAAUUGGAUGUUUCA
Musa acuminata AAA Group (dessert banana) is the source of this 1406-nucleotide messenger RNA. RefSeq names its product heavy metal-associated isoprenylated plant protein 35-like. NCBI's taxonomy places the organism in Eukaryota, Viridiplantae, Streptophyta, Magnoliopsida, Zingiberales, Musaceae. Gene Ontology annotation, molecular function: metal ion binding. The coding region runs from base 70 to 1152 and encodes 360 amino acids. The transcript is spliced from 3 exons. The record is from RefSeq and is a predicted model, not a curated record.